AUGAGUCUCCAGAACCGGACCAUCUUGGUCACUGGUGGCGGCCGCGGGAUCGGCUUUGCGAUAUGCAAGGCGAUCGCACAGAUGGGAGGCAAUGUCGCUGUGAUUGAUACUCUCGAAAAGCCCGCGAACGAGUUCCACACAUUGAAGGAACGAUUCGGCGUCGAAGCUUUUUACUUCCGUGGAGAUGUCACCAAGCAAGACUCCCUAGAGCAAGCAUUCGAAGGCACCGUGCAAUCGGCGGGAGAGAUCAACGGCUGCGUCACGGCAGCAGGAAUCGUCAUCGACAAGCCAUUCUUCGAUCAUGGCUGGGAGGAAUGCAUGCGAGUUCUCGCUAUCAAUGUGAUGGGCACGUUCUGGACUGCGAAGCUGGUCUCGCAGCACAUGGCAAACCACGGCAAAGGUGGAAGUCUGGUCAUGAUCGCCAGUGUCGCGGCGCAAGGCAUCAAGAUUCCACAGCAACAGAUCUCUUUGUACAACAUGUCGAAGGCUGGAGUCAAAGGCCUCGUUGGUCCACUCUCGGUGGAAAUGGCUGUCAACAACAUUCGUGUGAACUCGAUCAGCCCAGGAGUCAUUAUGUCGCCAAUGACGGAAGGGCUGAAAACCAUGUAUCCGGAGCUGCUGAAGAUGUUCGAGAAUGCCGCCCCCGCGAGACGGAUUGGAAUGCCGGCGGAUCUGACCCCUGCGGUUAUUUACCUGCUCAGCGACGCUGCUUCAUUCACGACGGGAGCUGAUCUGCCGAUCACUGGUGGCUUGCAUGCGGGUACUUCGAUGGAGUGGUUAGGCCAAUAG
Messenger RNA from Zymoseptoria tritici IPO323, 789 nucleotides. RefSeq lists its product as uncharacterized. Bases 1 to 789 code for a protein of 262 amino acids. The record is from RefSeq and is a predicted model, not a curated record. The transcript has a single exon. Gene Ontology annotation, molecular function: oxidoreductase activity, acting on NAD(P)H, oxygen as acceptor. Lineage: Eukaryota; Fungi; Ascomycota; Dothideomycetes; Mycosphaerellales; Mycosphaerellaceae. Gene Ontology annotation, cellular component: intracellular anatomical structure.